Messenger RNA from Cynoglossus semilaevis (tongue sole), 10144 nucleotides. RefSeq names its product REV3 like, DNA directed polymerase zeta catalytic subunit (gene rev3l). Gene Ontology annotation, molecular function: DNA binding; DNA-directed DNA polymerase activity; nucleotide binding. The coding region runs from base 662 to 9625 and encodes 2987 amino acids. The transcript is spliced from 33 exons. Lineage: Eukaryota; Metazoa; Chordata; Actinopteri; Pleuronectiformes; Cynoglossidae. The record is from RefSeq and is a predicted model, not a curated record. Gene Ontology annotation, biological process: error-prone translesion synthesis; double-strand break repair via homologous recombination. Gene Ontology annotation, cellular component: zeta DNA polymerase complex; nucleus.
UCUCGUUGCGUCUGUGUGUGUGUUUGUGAACGUAACUUAGAUAAGUAAUAAUAUCUAAAAUAUAUAUAUAUAUACGUAGAAAUAUUAAAGAUAUCAGGCCUGUUGCAGACGAGUCAUUUUACUCCGAAAGGUGCCGGAAGUACUUGUCAUACGAAGUCUCACCGACUUGUCAUGUAGAACUGUGUGGCUAACGUGGCUGUAGUCUGUUUGGGAAGAAGAGGGAUCUUUAAGGGCAUAUCUCACCGUCUGUCUGGUGACACGAGACAGCUUCGGGGACGUGAUUUGAAAAGAUAAUGCCGAACACUUUAGGCCCGUAGAACGUCUUCCCGGCUGUCUAAAAAAACAGUAAAGACAGAGAAGAAAAAACGGCUACCGCUACAACCACAACAUGGACUCGGCGGCUACAGCGAAGUGAGGGACCAUUUAUACCCCACUGUAGACUGCAGUUGUCCACAUUUCCGCAGCGGCUAAACGGCCGAAAACCACGGGAAGCUACUUGCAUGUUUUGAAGCGACAGAGGUGGACUUCCUAGCUAUUUCGUCGUCAUUUUUCAGUCAUGACACCGCUUCCAAUGACCAAUGCUAACCGACCCCGGAGCCUUUUGUGUUCCAUGUACUCCUAAUAGUUUUCUGGGCAUUUCAGUGUUUUACACUCGACAGUCAUGUUCACUGUCCGCAUUGUUACCGCCGACUAUUACCUGGCAAAACCCAUCAAGGACCUGGAUGUUUGCUACUCUGACUUCAGGGAGAGCGAAGUAAGGAAAGUACCGGUAGUGAGGAUAUUUGGAGCAACACCCGCGGGUCAGAAGACAUGUCUACACCUCCAUGGAGUUUACCCAUACGUCUGCGUGCCCUACGAUGGCCACGGGCAGCAGCAGCAGGAGCGCUACAUGCGACAGGUAGCCUUUAGCAUCGACCGGGCCCUCAAUGUGGCCAUGGGGAACCCCACGUCCGGCACAAAGCACGUCUUCAAAGUGGUCCUGGUCUCUGGCAUACCUUUUUAUGGCUAUCAUGCCAAAGAGAAGCACUUUAUGAAGAUCUAUCUGUUCAAUCCACAAAUGGUCAAAAGAUUGUGUGAGCUGCUGCAGAGUGGAGCGGUGAUGAACAAAAGUUUCCAGCCCCAUGACGGACACAUCCCCUUCCUCCUGCAGUUUUUUAUAGACUACAACCUGUACGGCAUGAACCUGAUAAACCUGGGAGCUGUCAAGUUUCGCAGAAGCUCGAACAAAGACAGGCAACCUCACAUCAGUCCUCCCAGUGUCAGUCCUCAGAAGAGCCCCUGUACCUAUAAGCCUAAUGACACCACCCUGGGAGGAACAUUUGUACGAUGGGAGGAGAAUACAAUACCUUGCUCCUUGAUUCUAGACGAGGUGCCGAGGCAGAGCACGUGCGAACUCGAGGUUGAUGGUGUUGCUGUUGACAUCCUCAAUAGGUUGGAAGUAGAAAACCAGAUUGGACGGAAUCCUGGACUACAGGCUAUUUGGGAGGAUGAGAGGCAGAGGAGGAGAGAGAAGGACCAGACUUCACAGAUAGCAACACCUGAGUCACAAGAACGAGACUUGGUCACGUCACCUGAGAGCCAAAACAUCUUCAUGAAAAGACUGAAAGAGAUUCUCAAGGAGAAUGAUUUCGAUGUGACGCAGGCUUCUUCCACAGGUGAUAGUGAAGAUACUCAAGAGGAUAUUCUUAGUGACCUCACUAUCUACCCUUCGGCCCCCGAGGGGAUUCAUUGUUCCCCAGUUAGUGCUGUCGAGACACAUAUGGAUUCACAGCAAGACUCCGCAACGAGGAGAAGUGGUACAGUCCAAGAGGAAGCUUUGGUAGAUGAGGAGAAAAUUCUGAGCCUACUGGAGAACAGUCAAUCCUUCCUGUCAUUCUCACAUCCAACCUCCAACCACUCACCUCGCUUAAACAACAGCCAGGACAAUGCCAUCAUUGAUCUAUUGGCAGGUCUGGAGGACGACGGUUUCUACAGAACUCCAGUCAGGCCAAAUUUCCAGUCCCAGUCUUUUACCGGUGCCAGAAGCUACCAGUACAACAGUGAUGAAGAGGAAGAAGGACCAGAUCUGGAAAAGGAAGAGUCAGAGCUCAGUGUGUUGAUGUCACAGAGAUGGGACACAGAAGAGACUGUCGGUCCAUCUUUACCAAGGUCAGCUCUUCAGGAGACAGAGGACAGCUUUAGUGAGGAACAACGGGAGUCUUCUGAUGAAGAUAUGGAGUGGAGCGGGGAAAACUCUCAAUUCAUCAACUUGUCGAUACCUCAGCUCGAUGGGGCGGCGGACGAAAACAGUGAUUCCUCCCUAACAGACAACAGUUCAAGCAGCCAGUCUUCUCCCAUAACGACAGAAAAGAUGCUGGGCAAAGGAAAUCUGUUACCUGGCGAGACUAUUCAAUUUGAUCCACCUACUUCGGCUAACAUCCUCCUGAAGUGCACACACUCUGACCACAGACCAGGUCAUCCAUUGGACGCAGAACAACAACUUGAAAUGCACCGUGAAUCAAAAAGCGCCCAAGAUGGCGGUAGUGAAUGUUCAUCAGGUUUAAAGCUUAAUAAACAAAUCCCCUACAUCCCGCCAGUCAAGCAUCCUAUCCCGUGCAAAAUGCCCAACCACGAUGCGCCUCCCGCGUGUGUAAAAAGUGAAGACAUCCGACCUCUUUACACUUUUGACAAGAAAAACACCAUCAACUUAGAGGACACGGGUGGUCAAACGUUUUCAUUUAGUAAAAGAAGACAACCAAUGUAUAGCGGCACAAAGAAUGUAGAAACAGACUGCCUAUCGAUUCUUCAAAACCACAGGACAUUUUCUCUCUGUUACUCGGAGCUAAGGAACGGCACGUCAAAGACGGAAUUGGAAUUCAGCCAGAAAGAUCGCAAAAGUCCCAUCCUGAUGAACAUCUCUUCGUCGCUGUCGACGUUAGAUGAGGACGGGUUCCUUGGUCGGCAGGCAAAAGAAAUUGCGGAAGAAAAUGAGGAAGGAGAUGUUGGUGAACUCAAAAUUAGAUACGAAGACUAUCAGGAAAACAAAUCGGAGAGCACCAUCGUAGCGCAGCAGGAAGCACACUACAAGUUCUUUCCGAGCGUAAUACUUUCGAACUGCCUACGUAGGAAAAAAGUUGGGAGCAAAAAGUUGAUCGAAAAGAAUGAUUCUGUUGGCAAACUAGUGGAGGCCCAGCCUUGUAGGUCGAGACUAAAACUGAAUAAGAAAAAGUUAGGAAUAACGGGGCAAAGAAACAGCCCUAGCCCUGUUGAAGAUUUAACCGUUGACAGUGAUGUUAGCAGUAGCCUCACCCCACAAAACGUGGAGACAGAGGCAGAGAUGUCAAGUUUGGUACAAAAUGGGGAGACAGAGGCAGAGAUGUCAAGUUUGGAUGUAAAUUCAGAAAAGGAUGAACCUGGAAAAGAGGGAAUUUUUACAGAGGUCAAAAUUGCAGAAGAGGAAGUGGAAAGCGCUCAGAAGCCUGCUAUUGAAGGGACAGAAACACUUGUAGAGAUGUCUUCCUCUGACUCACCAACCGUUUCCUGUUUGUCUGAAGAAACUAAAAUCCCAGUCGAGAGUCGGUGGGAUUUUCUGGAAGACGAGUCCCCAAAAGUCUCCGGCUCAAAACACCCAGCGCUAUUUAAUAGUAAAUACACCCUGAGGGCUAAACGGAAGAUGAUUUAUGAUCGUGUAAAUAAGGAAGAUUCAGUAUCAACUCGUUCUACAAAGCCAAACUUGGAUAGCAAGCAAAAGGACGGCAACGUCAUCAUUCGACAGGAUGUCAAAUACCAGAAAAGGCGCAAGAAGGAUCCGCCUAUCAUUAUAAAGUACAUCAUUAUCAACAGGUUCAAAGGACAGAAAAACAUGCUGGUGAAAAUGUCCAAGAUAAAUGCAAAUGAGCGAUCUGUGUUGCUCACUCCAGAAAGGCUUAGUCUUUAUAAUAAAAUUGCUCCUCUUAAGGAUUUCUGGCCCAAGGUACCAGAAUCCACCGCUGUCAGGUUUCCUGUUAUUGAACCAAAGGUCAAGAAACAAUCUAAAAGAAAGACGAGGGUAAAUUACUCUACCAAAAAAUCAGUAAGCAACACUUACAAGCCGCAAGUGAAGCAGGGUCGAAGGGCCAGCGGGACUAAAGACCACGUGAAAGGCUUGCGUUUAGCCUCUCUUCCGCCUCCACUGCCAUGUUACGGUGAACUUGCCGAGGACCAUGACACAGAAUACAACGAUGUAAUGGCAGAGUUGGGUUACCUUUCCGAAAGAUCCCAAAGUCCUACAGACUUAACACCUCCACGUUGUUGGUCGCCAAGUGAACCAUCAAUGGAAUGCCCAGAACAGCAAAUAAUCCCAAACAGGAAGGCAGGUUUUGUCGGGUCUUCAAUCAAACAAAAUAAGCGUCAAGCUGCCAGGAUACCAAAAUCGACUGACAGGAAAAGGAAAAUAAAGCCAUCGCUGGGUGAAGAGGAACCAAGAAAAGAACAUUUUAUGCAAAACCACAAGAGAAGUGCUUUCAGACAGAGAAAGAAAGCUAAAGAUGACCCUAAAGGUGUUGUCAGCGUAACUCCGACCACCUCUAAAAUGAAACGGCCUCGCAAAAAAACCAAAAGUACCAGUGAUAGCUCUCAGUUUCUUUCCCAAAAAGACGACCCACCUCCCUCUGAGAUGUUCUCUGAAGAAGUCCCUACGUUUCAGCAACCGGUGAACAACGACGACGGCCGGACCUGUCCUCAGUCUACGUUAAUGGAGUCUAAAUUAGUUGCGCAAUCUGUACAAACAAAGGUUGACGAAUGUGAGACUUCAGUUAUGGAGGUCAACCUAAGCUUUACACCACAGGUUCAGGUGAAGGAAGAAGGUUGCCAGACUACUGCCAUAAAAGUAGAGUCUUCACAGGUAGAGUGCACGGCGCCCCCUCUUGGUGAUCUGGUCGGAGAAGAGGACCGAAAAAAUGCACAAACAAAAUCGUUUCUGAGCACGGGACUGAGCGUCGGAGAACUUCCCUCAGGCUUGAAUGUCUUGAGGCAGCUUCUCCAGAAGAGGCAGCAGGCGCAGACCCUUCAAACGCAAACGGUCGGUACAGAUGGUCACAAAGGGCCGGCUCCUUCGAUCAAACGGGCAAAAUCCAGAAAGGUUUUAUCAACCACUCCUAAAAGACCCAAAGCCCAAAAAAGUACCACUCCUAAGACCGGCAAGCCGACUACUAAAACAGUUGCGAGAAGCAGCACACAGACAAACCUGUGCAUGAUGCACAAGGACAACCUGUCUGAUGAUGAGGUACUCGUUUUUUCAGAACCCGGUUUGGACACUUGCACUCUAAUGGAGGACAGCUUGUCACCGGAGCUCCCACACAACUAUAACUUUGAUAUAAAUGCCAUCGAUCAGUCCGAGUUCUCCAACUCUUACGGCGGCAGCCAGUUUGUCCUGACCGAUAAAAUUUUACCCGCUAAAUUUCUGAGCGAGGUAAGCCAGGAAGCUGAUCCGGCCCAAAUGCAAAGCUCCGCGAAGAAAUUUGAUUGGCAGAAAAGAAAGCCUCUGAGUCUCGAGCUCCUUGAUGCAUCUGAGAAUGUGGAGCUGGUAUCAAACCCCCUCAACUCCGAGAGGAACGAGAAAAAAGACUGGGAGUUUUCACCGUGUAAAUCCCACACCCUCAGUCCUUUUCAGGAUUUUUACUGCGAGAGAAAAGAGCUGCUCUUCUCCAUUCUGGAUCCGGUUGCACCGCUGCCUUUGAGUUCAGCGUCUUUCGUUGACCACGAGGGUUCAGCACUGGGGGACCCUCUGGAAGGCAUUGAUGGAUUAACUUCAACCACGCCCAGUAGCUCACCUCGAUCCCUUAGCUCACCGUCUCAGGUGAGGCCAAGUCAGCUAAUGCGAGGAAUGGGGGGAGGAGCCCACAUUCUCAAGCCACUCAUGUCUCCUCCAAGUCAGGACGAGAUCGUCAACAGUCUGGUCAACUUUGAAAUUUCCGAGGCUACGUACCAGGAGCCCUUCUGCAGCGAUCCCUCCGAUGCCCCAGGGAAACCAAUGGAAAUCGGUGGCUGUAGGCUCGUAGUGGGUACCAGACUGGCAAACGAGCUGGCAGAGUUCAGUGGAGACUUUUCUACCGAAGGUCUACUUUUCUGGAAGACGGCCUUCUCAGCUAUGACACAUCCUGCCACUGUUACCUCACCCUCUCGAACUAAGGGAGUCGAGGACUCGAAACCGAUCAAAGAUCAGGCCGAGGCUAAAUCGACUUCAACAAAGGAUAGCAAGAUCAUUCUUCUGCCCUGCAAAAACCCUCCAAACCAAGACGUCGUGCGCCUCUGGCUGGAAGCUAAGAAGCAAUACGAGUGUCUGCGAAAAAUGCGGAAAGACAGAGAAUUGCCAGAAAACACGAGGGCCGCUUCAGAUGACGAAGAGAAAACCGCUAAUAGAACUAGCACACCUACUGCCUCCCCCUGCUCGGCUGUGAAGGUUGAGUUAUCUGGAAAUGUUUCUGCGACCAGAGUUCAACGCCAGGGGAACCGACGCAACUCUUUAUUUACAUCUUCAGCGAGAAACGCAGGGUUUCAAAGCGUAGCCUCACAGCCAUGUCAGGGUUUAGACAAAAGCGAUGUUGAUUGUAAACAUGAGAAACAAGAAGAAGAAGAAGACGAAGAUGAUGACGAGAUUCCCGACCUGCCUCCCUGGCAGGAGAGCCGUCAGCAGAGUCCUUCCAGUCCACACUCGCAAAGUGAAAACAAGCAAAGUGAAAACUCUCUGGAACUAUUAUCACCAAAUCCUUGUAGUUCCUUUGACAGAUUAGGCAAUUACUUCAGUCCCCUAACGCCCCGUGCGGGCCGAAAGGAGGAGGAGGACAGCGGCAGUCCCCGUCUCCUGCACAGCACUCCCUUUCUAAGUCAGAGAGCCAAAGAACUCAAGCCAGAGUGCGGCACACCAAUAACUGCAGAGACCCCUGCCUCUCAGAGACUUCAGCAGAGGAGGAGACGUUGCACAGGCCCAAUGAGGAGGGUUUUGCUGACUACACAGAUGCAGAACCAGUUUGCUGCUGUCAAUGUGCCAAAGAAGGAGAAUUCACAAAUUGAAGGGCCCAGCAUUGGCAACUCUUAUGGCUUCAAACUCAGCAUUCACAACCUGCAGGAAGCCAAAGCUUUGCAUGAGGUCCAGCACCUAACACUCAUGGCCAUGGAGCUACAUGCAAGGAGCCGCCAUGACCUUGAAGCAGACCCUGAGUUUGACCCUAUAUGUGCCUUAUUUUACUGCCUCAGCUCUGAUGCCGCUUUACCAGGUGGAGACAGUACUGUGAUAACCGGUGCCAUCGUAGUGGACAAAGACCAUCAGAGCAGUGUCCAGGGCGACAAAUCAAGAGCGCCCCUGCUGAUCAGAUCGGGCAUCUCCGGGCUGCAGGUGGAUUACGCCACUGAUGAGAAGAUGCUGUUCCAGCAACUGAUCUGUGUCAUUAGAAGAUUCGACCCCGACAUCCUUCUGGGAUAUGAGGUGCAAAUGCAUUCCUGGGGCUACCUGCUGCAGCGGGCUACAGCAGUCGGAGUAGACCUGUGUCAACAGCUGUCACGUGUAACAGACGACUCCAAAGAUAACCACUAUACCGCAGACAGGGACGAGUACGGAGCCGAUACCAUGUCUGAAAUCCACAUCAUCGGCCGCGUUACCCUCAAUCUGUGGAGGGUGAUGAAGACUGAGGUUACACUAAACAACUACACUUUUGAGAAUGUCGCUUUUCAUGUGCUGCACCAGCGCUUUCCCCUCUACUCCCCUCGCACUCUGUCUGACUGGUUUGACCACAGCACUGACCUCUACAGGUGGAAGAUGGUCGACCACUACAUGAGUCGAGUGUGUGGCAUCAUGCAGCUUUUGCAGCAGCAGGAUAUCAUCGGUAGAACAAGCGAGCUGGCCAGACUGUUUGGUAUUCAAUUCCUCCAUGUCCUGACUCGAGGGUCCCAGUACCGCGUUGAGUCUAUGAUGCUUCGUGUGGCCAAGCCGCUGAACUACAUUCCUGUGACUCCCAGUACUCAACAACGUGCCCAACAGAGGGCGCCGCAAUGCAUCCCACUGGUCAUGGAGCCCGAGUCGCGCUUCUACAGUAAUUCAGUGAUCGUACUGGAUUUCCAGUCCCUCUAUCCUUCCAUUGUUAUCGCAUACAACUACUGCUACUCCACUUGCAUGGGCCAUGUGGACAGCCUUGGAAUGUCUGAUGAGUUCAAAUUCGGCUGUUCCUCUCUGAGGGUUCCACCUGAGCUCCUCCACCAGCUUCGCAACGACAUCACUGUGUCGCCCAAUGGCAUCGUCUUUGUCAAGGCUGCGGUGCGUAAAGGAGUCCUGCCCAGCAUGCUGGAGGAAAUCCUUAACACACGCAUCAUGGUGAAGCAGUCUAUGAAAAGCUACAAACAGGACAAAGCCUUGACCAAGCUGCUCCACGCCCGUCAGCUCGGUCUCAAGCUCAUCGCCAACGUAACCUUUGGCUACACGGCAGCCAGUUAUUCUGGCCGCAUGCCCUGUGUUGAGGUUGGAGACAGCAUUGUGCACAAAGCCAGAGAAACACUGGAGGGAGCCAUCAAAAUGGUCAACGACACUAAGAAAUGGGGAGCUCGUGUUGUGUACGGUGACACGGACAGCAUGUUCGUUUUGCUGAAGGGAGCAACCAAAGAGCAGGCAUUUAAGAUCGGCCAUGAGAUCGCUGAGGCAGUAACCGCAACCAAUCCCAAACCUGUCAAACUGAAGUUUGAAAAGCUCUACCUGCCCUGCGUGCUACAGACAAAGAAGCGUUACGUGGGCUACAUGUAUGAAAGUCUGGAUCAGAAGGAUGCAGUGUUUGACGCUAAGGGGAUUGAGACAGUGCGCCGUGACAACUGUCCAGCUGUUUCCAAGGUUCUUGAGCGUUCCAUUAAGCUGCUGUUUGAGACACGGGACAUCAGCCAGGUCAAACAGUUUGUACAGCAUCAGUGUGUGAAGGUACUGGAUGGCCGGGCAAGCAUGCAGGACCUGACUUUCGCCAAGGAAUACAGAGGGAGUGGCUCCCUUCAGCCUCGGGACUGCGUGUCUGCACUGGAGCUCACCAGGCAAAUGAUGGCGUACGACCGACGCCUCGAGCCUCGCGUGGGCGAACGGGUUCCGUAUGUGAUUGUGUAUGGCACACCAGGGGUGCCCCUCAUCCAGCUAGUGCGUCGACCCAUGGAUGUCCUGCAGGACCCCAGUCUUCGACUCAACGCCACCUACUACAUCACCAAGCAAAUCCUCCCGCCUCUGGUCCGCAUGUUCCAACUGAUUGGAGUAGACGUGUUCAGCUGGUACCACGAACUGCCCAGGAUCCAAAAAGCUUCAUGCUCCUCAGCAAUGAAAGGAGAGGAUGCUGGGAGGAAGGGAACCAUCUCUCAGUACUUCACUACACUCCACUGCCCCGUGUGUGACCAGCUGACCCAGCUGGGCGUUUGCUCCAGUUGCCGCACUGAACCGCAAAGAGUCGCCGUCACCCUCAACCAGCACAUAAGACAAUGGGAGAGUCAGCACGAGCAGCUGCUGAAGAUUUGUCGAAACUGCAGCUGCAGCGUGGAGCGCCACAUCUCUUGCGUGUCCCUCGACUGUCCCGUCCUCUACAAGCUGUCCCGGGUCAACAGACAGCUCUCCAGGGCCCCCUACCUGCGACAACUGCUGGAGCAGUUCUGAUUGGUGGAGUUCAGCCCAAUGGCUAAUUUGUGUAAAGGAAAGAGAGAGAGAUGCAAACUCUCCGUGGAGGGGACGUUACCAGCACUGUAGUAGCUUUGAGGAACCUACCGGAAAGUUCUCACAAAGUCGCAUGCAUUUUUUUUCUACAUCAGGCAGGUGUGUAAAUACGUCCUGUACAGACAACUGAAGCGCAAGCAUUAACGCAUUUUCGUCCCCCCUACCUGAUUGUACUGACAUUCAUUUGCAGUGGAUUUGACACAUGAGAUUGUGAUUCUUUUCAACCAGGGACUGUUGCAAUACUAGGUUCUGAUCCUUUGUGUCCUGGAAAGCUAUAUUAUUUCGUUGUUCAUAUUGAUUUUGUGUACUUUUUUUUAAAAUUCCCUGUGCUCAAAAAAAAAACCCCAACCCAAAUCAGUUGGAUUUGAACUGUGGUUCUGAGAUGUGUGUAAGCAGACGCUGUUUAUGUGUAAAAACAAAAUGUUCUAAACUGAUAAUAAAGACGUUUCUUUGUGUUUAAAA